CACACACACACACACACACCUUCAGUCAAACGACAAUUUUCUAAUAUGGGAACAUAUUAGACAAGAAAGCUUUUUGAAUUUUGAAUCUUAGUCAGCUGAGUCCUGGUUGUAAAGCCCCAUGUAGAGUCUGAAUGUAGAAUUCCAUUUCCAUCACGUCUGCCUGUGUAGUAUUUUGACGUCACAAAGAGGCGUAACACGUAACAAAGAGGCUAGAAUCACACUUCAGAGCAAACAUUUUUGCAGCAUUCCAAUCUUGCGAGCGUGAGGCUGCAACAUGCCACCGACACAGUGAUGCAACUUUGAGAGGUUGGUGCCUUCAUGUAUCAAAGAAGUUCAUUGUUUUCAGCAGGCCAGAUAAGUACUUGCUGACUUUAUUGGCAGUCAAACAUUACGUUUUACUACCAUUAAUCAACGGGGAAAGAUGUUUGCACCUCGCUGUGAUAUGGUGACCUCUUUCCCCUAUUGGCGCUAUCCGUGGUGCUGAAAUGGAAAGCUGCACACAAAUGCACGUUAACGCAACAGCUGAUAACUAAACGUCAUUGGUGGCAGUGCAGUUUCUUUUUUUUAAUUUUAAGGUGAACAAUAUGUUGCAUGGCCUGAACUGAGCAAUGUUGAGGCUUGGUCUCUUGGGGACGCUAUUGGUCGGCAGUGUAUUUAUUUUCCAUACUCCUCUAUAUGAUGUACCAUUAGCCCAUGUCAUCCCACAUUGACAGAAGGACUCGACAGUAAUCAUUUGACAUUUUCCUGGGUGUUGGCACUAAUCUGUGUUACCGACAGAAUAAUGUAUUACCAAAUUUCACCUCCAAGCUGCAAAACACCCUUAGUUGCACGUACUGGACUCUAAGUGCCGCUGUUGGCUAACUAACCCAGCGCUGUAGUGUCACGCUGUGGUAGACCUCCCAUCCCUUUGCCUCUCCCCAUCCUGUUUGGUAUCCUCCGUCAAUUGCUGGAUUUUUUUUUCCUUUUUCAGAGGCAGGCGCAGACGUUCACCGUUACGCGAGGAAUAUUUUUUUUUCUUAAGCAUCGUUUCAUUUAAAGCUUUGAAUCAGUAUUGGAUACACAUGGUUGUUUUUAUUCAUUCCUAUUCCGGGGUGAAAUCUGAACAAUGCCGAUGAAGCAGGUCGAAUGGAAAUAUGGACUCGGGUGUAGGAUGGUGAAGCAGGCCUUUGUUGUCUUUCUCCUUUUCGGGGUUGCUGUUGGACAAAUACGCUACUCGAUUCCCGAAGAGAUGAGAAAGGGCUCUUUGGUUGGAAAUAUCGCCCAGGAUCUAGGGCUCGAUCCGACGCGCAUGAAGAAAGGUGGAGCUCGCAUCGUAAGUGAUGAAAGCGGCGAUUUUAUCGAGUUGAAUUUAGACAAAGGCACACUGGUUGUGAAGGAUAGGAUAGACAGGGAGCAGCUCUGCGGGCAGACGUCGCCUUGCAGCUUGAGUUUCGAAUUGAUAUUGUUGAAUCCAAUGCAGUUGCACAGCGUUAUUGUUGAAAUACUCGACGUCAAUGACAAUUCGCCGGCAUUUAAAGCAAAUGAAAUACAACUGGAAAUCCUCGAGUCAGCUUUGCCAGGUACAAGAAUAUUGCAAGAAAGUGCCACGGAUGCUGAUGUGGGGGUUAACGCAUUACAGGGGUACACACUUACCCCCACAGGGAUUUUUAACAUUAAAACGCAGACGAGUCUAAGUGGAGGCAAAUAUGUAGAGGUGUUUCUAAAUGCCGCGUUAGACAGAGAAAAGGAGGACACCUUAAUUCUCACUCUCACUGCUCUAGACGGCGGUAAUCCGCAGAAAUCAGGCUCCAUGAAAAUCACCAUUUUAGUGCUGGAUACCAACGACAAUGUGCCUGUUUUCACACAGUCAAUGUACAAAGCUGAAGUAGUAGAAAAUGCCGUCCGUGGUACUUCUGUAACGACAGUGAGCGCUAGUGAUGCUGAUGAGGGGUCCUAUGGUCUAGUAAGCUACCACUUCCCCCAUCUGUUUGACGAGAAGGAUGAACCAUUUACCAUAGAUGAGCACACUGGCGUCAUUACCGUAGCUGGAGAUAUAGAUUAUGAGAAAAACCGAAAUUACGAGUUGACAAUCCAGGCUAAAGAUCAGGGUGGACACAUGGAUUCCACUAAAGUGAUCAUAGAUGUUAUAGACGUGAAUGAUAAUGAGCCAGUGAUCACUCUGACGUCAUUUUCCAGUCCAGUGUCAGAGGACUCCCCCAGUGGUACAACUGUAGCUAUUAUCAAUGUCAAAGACCUGGACUCUGGCAUUAAUGGUAAAGUGGACUGCUCUAUAAACAAAAAUAUCCCGUUCAGUAUUCAAUCGUCGCUGAAAAAUUACUACACGCUAUUAACAGAUGGACACUUAGACAGAGAAAAGAACUCGGAAUACAAUAUUACUUUUACUGCCGUGGAUAAGGGAGAGCCCCAUUUAGCUUCGAACAAAACCAUCAAUAUAAAGGUAUCCGACGUAAAUGACAAUGCACCCGUUUUCGCACAGUCGUCAUACUCUGCCAGCAUUAAGGAAAAUAACCCUGCGGGAAUGUCGUUUUUCUCUGUAUCAGCGCGUGAUGAUGAUUGGAAUCAAAACGCACGCAUAUCGUACUUUCUAAUCGACUCGGAGUUCAAUGGCAAUCCGAUUUCAUCUUAUAUAUCUGUGAAUGCAGACAGCGGUGUGCUCCACGCUGUCCGUGCGUUUGAUUAUGAGCAAACUAAAUCAUUCAAGGUGCACAUCAAAGCACAAGAUGGCGGAUCCCCACCAUUGGCCAGUAAUACAACACUUCAAAUAGCUGUGCUGGAUGAAAAUGACAACGCACCACAGGUGCUUUACCCCGUGCAGACCAGUAGCUCUAUGGUAGCUGAGAUUGUGCCUCGGUCAGCUGAUAUCGGCUAUCUGGUCACUAAAGUGGUGGCUGUAGAUGUGGACUCUGGACAGAAUGCCUGGCUCUCAUAUAAACUACAGAAAGCUGCAGACAGGCCGCUGUUUGAAGUGGGCGCACAGAAUGGAGAGAUCAGAACUGUGCGGCAGGUGACUGAUAAAGAUGCUGUGAAACAGAAACUCACUGUUAUAGUGGAGGACAACGGACAGCCCUCUCGCUCUGCUACAGUCACUGUGAACGUGGCAGUGGCGGACAGCUUCCCUGAAGUGCUCUCGGAAUUCACCGAGUUUACGCACGACAAGGAUUACAAUAACAACUUGACUUUCUUUUUGUUGUUGGCUCUCAUCGUAGUGUCAAUACUUUUUAUUUUCUCUGUCAUUGCGAUUAUAUCUGUUAAAAUCUACAGAUGGAGACAGAGGAAGUUGUUUUAUAAAUCAGCCAAUAAUCUCCCCGUCAUCCCUUACUAUCCAACAAUGUACUCUGAUGGAACUUUGCACCAUACCUACAAUUAUGAAAUGUGCGGGACAACUGAUUCUAGAAUGACUGACGUAAAGCCCAUGAGACCAUACAGUCAGAGCACGCUGGUGAGCCUGAGUCGACCUGGGACAGUUCAGAGGCAACAGAAGCAACAGCAGGCUGCAGAUGCUGACGAUAUCUCCCCGGAGGUGAGAUUUGAAUAUUUUAAAUAUUAAUAAUUAGAGACUAGUUAAGUAUGCCUAUAUCAAUGAUAUUCCCUUAUUUGUGUUUGUCUUCAAUGGGUUUUCAACACUGGACAGCAACGUGCCUAUUUUAUAGUUUGUCUUUUGGACUGCAGUGCGUUUUAUUUAUCAUAGGCAACCAACGUUUCCUUCUGAACUAAAUGGCGAUUGCAUAACAGCAUGCAGGUGUGUGC
Messenger RNA from Engraulis encrasicolus (European anchovy), 3747 nucleotides. Its product is annotated as protocadherin gamma-A11-like. Gene Ontology annotation, biological process: homophilic cell-cell adhesion. The transcript has a single exon. The record is from RefSeq and is a predicted model, not a curated record. NCBI's taxonomy places the organism in Eukaryota, Metazoa, Chordata, Actinopteri, Clupeiformes, Engraulidae. The coding region runs from base 1106 to 3547 and encodes 813 amino acids. Gene Ontology annotation, molecular function: calcium ion binding. Gene Ontology annotation, cellular component: plasma membrane.